This is a messenger RNA of Sardina pilchardus (European sardine), 2128 nucleotides long. It is a transcript of the gene parvg, whose product is annotated as parvin, gamma. Gene Ontology annotation, molecular function: actin binding. Gene Ontology annotation, cellular component: cytoplasm; focal adhesion; actin cytoskeleton. Bases 218 to 1180 code for a protein of 320 amino acids. The transcript is spliced from 13 exons. The record is from RefSeq and is a predicted model, not a curated record. Gene Ontology annotation, biological process: establishment or maintenance of cell polarity; cell projection assembly; substrate adhesion-dependent cell spreading. NCBI's taxonomy places the organism in Eukaryota, Metazoa, Chordata, Actinopteri, Clupeiformes, Clupeidae.
UCACAUGUUCACUGAGACACUUGUGGCCCUCAUCGGGGCUGUUCACUGUAUGUUUCUGCAGCUCUGCCACACAAGUCAGAGUUAUUUUGCUGUCAAAACUGUGUCUUCACUCUUCUGGACAAAACAUUUUGUUUUGAGUUCAAGUCUGAAGACACACUGAGGAGGGAUCCCUUUCGUCUGCACUGUCCACAUGGUGCUGCUUCACUGAAGGAGAGAAAUGGAAGGAGCCUUUGAGCAGUGUGCUGAUGAGGCUCUCCGGGGUGAACAGAGACAGAUGAUUCAGCCAACGUGCCUAAAUGACCCCAAACUGAAGCGUCUGAAAGAGGUGCUGGUGGACUGGAUUAAUGCCACUCUGAAGCCAGAACACAUUGUAGUGCUGAACCUCGAGGAGGACCUGUAUGAUGGGCUGGUCUUGCAUCAUCUCUUAGGCAGACUAGCCGAUGAGCAUUUGCCGGUGGAGGAGAUUGCCGUGACGACAGAGGCCCAGGUUCGGAAGCUGGGGAUCAUUAUGGAGGUCCUCAACAACAAGCUGGGUGUCACUGAGGAGAACGCAAAAUGGAACGUUGCUCUCAUCCACAGCAAGGACCUGCUGGCCACCCUUCAUCUGCUGGUUACCAUGGUGAAGCGCCUCCAGCCUGACCUGUCGCUGCCCCCAAACGUCAGCGUGGAGGUCGUCCGCUUUGAGGUCAACAGAAGUGGAAUCAAAUCAGAUAAGCACAUCGAACACAUCACAGAGGGUCGGAGUGAUUCAGAUAAAGACUCAGGUGACAAAGUGUCAGGGGGAGGAAAAGAUUCUGACAAGCGAGACCAUAUCGAUCAGCUCAUGCUCCUUGAACCACAAAAGAUCUCUGCAUUCAAACAGGCCAUCCUUCAUUUUGUUAACAAGAAUAUGUCAUCCCUCGGUCUUCAAGUGACGGAGAUGGAGAAGCAAUUUGCAGAUGGUGUCAUGCUCCUUCUGUUGAUUGGUCAGCUGGAGGGCUUUUUCAUCCCCCUUUCCGACUUCAGCCUCAAUCCAUCAUCUGACGCUGAAAUGCUACAGAAUGUCUCUCUGGCCUUGGAAAUACUCUGUGACAGAGACAUACAAGUGGGCAGUGUUGAUCCCCAAGACAUCGUGUCCCAGGAUGUCAAGGCGACGUUGAGGGUCCUGUAUGCAUUGUUUAAGAAACACAAGAGCAAGUGAACUGGGAGAGGACUGGAGGUCAGCCGAAACCACGAAGGAGAUCUCAGCUCAUAACUCACACAGUGUUCAAUAAUACCAAGUCAAAGCAGUAUCACCAAACAAUGAAAUUGCUUUAGAUUAUGUCAUAUUUUUUAUUCUCGCUCACUCUUUUUCACCCACACCCAUUUAACACACCUCCCUCUCUAUCAUUACUGUCAGUCACACACAGACAGCACGUCCCUAUGGCCUCAACAGUAUUAUUUGAAUAUAAUAAUGAGUUUGCGCAAUGUGCCUGACGUGCUUUGCCUGUGGAGGAGGAGAGCGUGCGAGAGGCCUGGGCAGCCUAGUAAGUGGGGGAGAUUCGUCACUCACGCUGACAUUAACAAGACAGUGAGCGGCCUUAGCCACGGUGGCCAUCAAGAGAAUGGCGCUUUCCUGGAUAACAACGUUACUGACUGUCACAUAUUUCAACUCAUCUGAAUCCUCCCCCUUCAUUCUUCCAUUUGCUACCUUUGAACUAUUGCACGGGCCUCAGGGGACGGACUAUAAGAUGUGUGCCAUGUGAUAGGGUCUCCUUUGUCCUUCUGUCCAUCAAGAAAAAAAGAGCACAACUGUGAGAGCGUACGAUGGCUUUGAAAACCCCAGAGCUUUGCUGAGUGGACAUGCAGAAGUGUAAAGGUCAUGAUGAAGUCCAUGUGCUUGACCGCAGCGGUUUAACAUCUCCACCUCCCAGCCACAGUUACUAUCGACUGUAUCAGAUCAGCAUAAUGGAGCUCACUUCCAACAGUUCUGAAAGCUGUGGAGGUUUCUAGGAUCUUCCCUUUUGAAAUGUGUAUGGCCACUUCUCUUCUUCGUUCCCUUUGAAUGCCUUUAUGGUCUAUUAAUUUAUGGUGAUUUGAAAGAACAAUAUGUAAUUUACAUUUGACUGAUUCAGUACAAUGUGAAUAAAGUAUGUAUUAAUAAGAUAAA